This is a messenger RNA of Tetrahymena thermophila SB210, 1212 nucleotides long. RefSeq names its product glycogen synthase kinase-3. The record is from RefSeq and is a predicted model, not a curated record. NCBI's taxonomy places the organism in Eukaryota, Ciliophora, Oligohymenophorea, Hymenostomatida, Tetrahymenidae. Gene Ontology annotation, molecular function: ATP binding; protein serine/threonine kinase activity. The transcript is spliced from 8 exons. Gene Ontology annotation, biological process: protein phosphorylation; signal transduction. Gene Ontology annotation, cellular component: cytoplasm.
AUGAAGGUGAAUAAAAAUUAUAUGAAUAUGAGGAUUCCUACUCAAAAUUAUGAUAAGGAAGUACUUCCAACAUAGGCUGAUGAAGGAAUAGGUUCCAGAGUCCAUACAGUUGGAUCUAUGAAAGAAAAUGAAUACCAAAAGAAGUAGUAAUAAAAGUAGUAAGCUGGCAACUAUACUUAUACCAUUGUUGGAGAUGAAGAUAAAGUAGUUGGAAGUGGUACAUUUGGAGUUGUGUAUUAAGCAACCACUAAAGAAACAGGAGAAGUUGUUGCUAUCAAAAAAGUUUUCCAAGACAAAAGGUACAAAAAUAGAGAAUUGCAAAUGAUGAAAGAAAUCGGUAACCACCCUAACGUUAUCAAACUAAGAAAUCAUUAUUACUCUUAUGGAAAUAGUACUGAUGAUGUUUAUUUGCAUUUGGUAAUGGACUUUGUUCCAGAGACCCUCUACAAAAUGAUUAAAUAUUACAGCAAAAAACACAAAGGAAAUUUCCCUAAUAUAUUACUUAAAUACUAUUCUUACUAAAUGCUUAGAUCUCUUGCCUAUAUUCAUGGAAUUAACAUUUGUCAUAGAGAUAUAAAACCUCAAAAUAUAUUAGUUGAUCCAAGAAAUCACAAUCUUAAAAUGUGCGAUUUUGGUUCUGCAAAAAAACUUGUCCCAGGUGAAUCCAACAUUUCCUACAUUUGUAGCAGGUGCUAUAGAGCUCCAGAGUUAAUGUUUUAAGCAACUCAAUACACUCAUGCUAUUGAUGUCUGGUCAGUAGGAUGUGUGAUAGCUGAAAUGGUAUUAGGAUAGCCCAUAUUCAUAGGAGAAUCUAGUGUUGAUUAGCUCAUUGAAAUAAUAAAAGUGUUAGGUACACCAACUUAAUAACAAAUAUUUGCAAUGAAUCCUGAUCACCAAGGUACUAAAAUGCCUAAUAUUAAGCCUACUCCUUGGACUAAAGUUUUCUAAAAUUGUAGAAUUGAUCCCCUUGCUAUUGAUUUGAUAUCUAAGAUCUUAGUUUAUAACCCAGAAAAACGUUUAAAACCCUUAGAAGCAUUAUUACAUCCUUUCUUUGAGGAAUUAAGAAAUCCCAAAUGCAGGAUCAAUGGAAAACCACUCGAUAAUCUGUUUAACUUCACAGAAGCUGAAAUAGGCCCAAAUGAGGAAUUGCUAUAAAGGCUUAUUCCUGACUGGUAUGUCUAACAGCUUACUGAAGCAUAAAAUCAAUACUGA